Messenger RNA from Penicillium diatomitis, 504 nucleotides. RefSeq lists its product as uncharacterized. The record is from RefSeq and is a predicted model, not a curated record. The transcript is spliced from 2 exons. Gene Ontology annotation, molecular function: ribonuclease III activity. The coding region runs from base 1 to 504 and encodes 167 amino acids. Gene Ontology annotation, biological process: RNA processing. Lineage: Eukaryota; Fungi; Ascomycota; Eurotiomycetes; Eurotiales; Aspergillaceae.
AUGACUUUCAAAAAUCGGUUUGCACCUUUUACUGUACAAACUACAAUCAGACUGAAGACUAUGGGACAAGAAUCCAGUCCAGAAUUUGAGAAAGUGAUUGGACAUCAUUUCCAUGACCAAGGAUUGCUGGAAGAGGCUUUAGAAGAGUCAGGGCUAUCAUCAGCAGGAAAUGAGCGGCUCGCCUUAGUAGGAGACAAAAUACUCGCCCUUAUGCUGCUUCGUCGUUGGUAUCGUGAAGGCAACACCACAGAGCAAGGGACAAGUCUGCUUCAGACUUACGCCUGCAACAAGCAGCUAGCCUCUAUGGCUAGAGUCUUGGAUUUGCAGAGAUUUAUCCACCAAAGACCAGACCUAGAAAGGCAUGUGCCAGAUAGCACAUUGGCCACCACCAUGGAAGCUAUUCUUGGUGCAGUUUGGGUUGAUUCCAACGAAGAUGUACAGCAGGUAAAUGAAGUCAUGGAGAAAAUCGGCCUGUAUCCAUCCUCUGGCCGCAUCUCUACCUAA